CGCCAAUGUAUGCUCUCAGCAAAGCCGUCUUCGAUAUGCGCUGGGUUGUAUGCAUCGAGUACUUUACCUCCAGAGCGGUCUUCGUUGCGGUUUCUAAGCGGCGAUGACAGGUCGGUCUCAAAACUGCUGGUGGCCAUUGGCGUCAGCGCGGUCGCAUGAUGCUUGUUGCUGUGCUGGCCAGCUUCCUUGUCAGCGGGAGGUGGCUCUUGGCAUGCCUCGUUGUCGUCGUGACUGUCAUAUGGGGUGGGCACGGGGGAGUUGGACUCGCGUACGCCGUCGAGAUUGUCUGGCAUUGAACGCAAUCUAUAGGAAAAGUAUGAGAAAAAAAAGAUAGAGAGUGGGAGAGAGGGAAAGCAAAAAACGCGACGCCUUUCGUCAUCGAUUCUUCCCCAUUUGGCCAUGAGGGCACUAGAAAAAUUGUUUUCUUUCCCAAUUGCCUGCAUUUCCUGUUCUCCCUCUUUCUCUCUUUAAUAGUUUCGCUCUGAAGAAAAUGAAGCCCUCGCUGCGCACAUUUGCCCUUUUAAUGGCCUCGUUGAGCGCCGCCUCCGCGGCUUUUGACUGCAAAACGUUGAAAAUUGCCGGGCACGCUUAUGAUUUGAGUGCACUGGCGCGUGAUGUGACGCUGGUGAGCAAUGCCACAACUCCGCCGACUAUUACCGGGACAAAGUAUACGCUGAACCCCUGCAGCGCGAUUAAGGGUGACGGCGACAGCGUUCCUGAAAUCGACCGGUGUCCAGCCGACUCCUGGGUGUGCCGAUCGGUGACCAACUACAAGGGCAAGGAAGCCAACCGGGUCACCGAAGUCAAUGCUGUCGCGGGUGGCCCAAAGUCAGACCGGGAGCCCAAGAUUGAGGCCAAGACAUCAGGGGACGACAAGCCGAAGGAGUUCCACUGGAAGAUGCAGGGCAUUUCUGUUGACAAGGUUGAGUGGAAGACAGACAUCAAGUUUAUUUGCGACAAGGAUAAGAAAAACGACGAGCUGCCCGUUGUCAAAAAGUUCGAGGAUGGCGAGCUGGAGCUCGAGUGGAGAGUCCCUGCUGCCUGCGCUCUGGGCGAUAGCGGCGACGGCAACAAGGGCUCGGAUGGAGAGAAGGACAAGAAGCCUGAAGACGACAAGGGCGACGACAAGGUCAGCGGCCGCGGCUUCUUUUCCACUGUCUUCUCGUUCCUCUUCGUCGGCUUCGUCUUCUACUUUGUGCUUGGCCUGCUCUACAACUUCUUUGUAGUCCACGCUACCGGCCUGGAUCUUGUCCCGAACCUGGCGUUCUGGCGUGAGUUCCCGUACUUGGUUAUGGACUUUUCGCAGCACAUCUGGGAUAUCGUCAGCGGCCGCCGCCGUGGUGGAUACUCGGUGGUUUAAAUGUGUUUCUCGUAUUCGUGUUCGUAUUAUUUCAAUGUCUGGAUAUUGACGGCCCAUUACACACACUUCUGAGAAUCAUCCAGGAAAUG
Messenger RNA from Linderina pennispora, 1449 nucleotides. RefSeq lists its product as uncharacterized. Bases 491 to 1360 code for a protein of 289 amino acids. The record is from RefSeq and is a predicted model, not a curated record. NCBI's taxonomy places the organism in Eukaryota, Fungi, Kickxellomycota, Kickxellomycetes, Kickxellales, Kickxellaceae. The transcript has a single exon.